This is a messenger RNA of Hylaeus volcanicus, 1715 nucleotides long. RefSeq lists its product as uncharacterized. The coding region runs from base 180 to 551 and encodes 123 amino acids. The transcript has 3 exons. The record is from RefSeq and is a predicted model, not a curated record. NCBI's taxonomy places the organism in Eukaryota, Metazoa, Arthropoda, Insecta, Hymenoptera, Colletidae.
UUGGGUCUCGAGCGAAUCAGUGUGCGAGUCUCUCUGCCAUUUGCGCGUCGGUACGCGACUACGCGACAGUGGUGAUACCAGAAUUCUACGGUUGCUUACCGGUGCAUAUAAAACUCAGGCCUUAUUAAGUGCGUUUACUACCUAAAUACUUUAUCGACUUGACGAUUGAAUCGAUCAGCAUGGCGGAUACGGAAACCAAGGACGCCAAAGUUGCUACUACGCCAGAAAAAAAAGUUGUAGAAGAAGAAAAGAAGGUAGUGGCAGACGUUGAUGAAGAUUCAAAGGCAUCUGAGAAUGGAGAGACAAAGGAAACCAAAGAAAACGGAUCAAAUGAAGAAAAGGAGUCAGAUGACAAAGAAGCAGAAUCAACAGAAAAUGGUACUUCUACAGAUGCUCCUGUAGAUAGCUGUUGUAUAAAAAGAAAGUCAACAACUUUGAGUGAUACAACAGAUGAAACUGUAACUGAUGGUGCAAGUCCUGAGAAGAAAUCAAAACUUGAAGAAAAGUGUGCUGAAACAGAAAGCAAUGGAGAAGCAGAAGCUACAGCCUAAUACCUUUUAUUUUACUGUAAACUCAAUCUAUAGAUGCAAUUUUAACAGCUAACUGAAAAGUCAACAGUCAAAAUUUGUCAUCUGUGCAUUGUUAAGACAAACAAAUACUAAACAGAGGAACUUUAACACUGUAUUAAUGACUUUUUAUGUUGACACAUUUGUGUCUCUAUUGCAACCAUUUUUAUAACUAAUUGGCAAUGGCAUUACGUGUAUUCAAAGCAUCUUCAUACAUUUUUGUCUUAAAUUACUACCAUUCGUGUUUCUUAUAUUUUCCACAGACGUCCACAUACAUAUAUUCACUUAGUACUAGAUUCGCGAAGUAAGGGAGAUAUAAAUAAUAUUAGAAAUAAUAUAUUUCUGAUUCAUGAAGAUAAAUGAUGGUGUGGUGCUUGAGAAAGAUAUUUAUGGAAAAUAUUCCAUAUAAAGUUCUUAUUCUUUCUGAUGCACAGACAUAAGUAUACAUAGACACCUCAUAUCGAAUAUAAAAGAAUCAAUAUUUUUCUGCAAAUCAAAAUACAUUCCUAAAAUACAAUAAAGUUUACCCAGGAAUUGUUAACGUUUAAUGACGAAAAUUAGAAAACUAAUUGUAUUUCUAAAUUCUGACAUCAAACAUCUUUGUUUCACAAUAUAUACAUAUAUAGAUACAUUUAUACGAUUUAUGUUCGAUUCAGGUGUUAACAAAUAGACGAACUACUAUUUGUUUUGGUGCGUUAAUAUUAAUGCAAUAUAUAAUUUAACACGUUAAAUGCCAAUCCUUUAAGUCAUUUAAAAACUUUUCAUGCGAAAUAGGUCCGUUUAUCCGUAGGGAUUGACAUGGCGUUUAACGUUUUAAACGACUUAUAAUAAUGUUUAAAUAAAACUAUUCUUUAAUCAUCAAAAUCCAGAUUGUACCAUUUAGCAUUCUUUUACUACAAUAGUAUAUAAUACCAUUUGCAAAUAACGUUUAAUGAGAUACCUGACAAUAUGUAAUAACAUGUAUUUGUAUGUAUAGAUAUGCUGUUGAACAAAAACGUUUAAUGUUAAAUUUGAAGUAACAGCAAUAAAAUACGCUGCGUUGGUAACUUUAUUGAAAAGUUACAUAUCAAAACCUUCAAAUCUACGUAUACUUAAAAUAUGGCAAUUAUAUGUUUGUAUAAAAUAUAAAAGAUGACAAAUUAAAACCAA